CGAACAGUUAGCUAAUAAGUUAUAACCCCGUCUUUUCAAUCCCUAUUUCAUACAGGUUUUCCUAUUCACCUAAAACAUAGAAAGUAUGAGUGUACUUUUAAUCAUGUUGUGAUCACACAUAAAUUUAUAAUUAGUUAUGAAAUCCAAAUUUAAUUACAUUUUCCAUGUAAAUUAUAAAACACCAAAAGAUUCUUUGAUAUAUUUGGACUAUGGCUCGUAGUGUGUUCGAGGAAACGCAUGUCUCGUCUUCUCUGGAACUCGUCAGCUGAAUACUUUUCUCAAUUUCAGUUAAUCCGUCAUAUUACGUGAUCAUCACCAUCAGUCGUAAUUUCUCAAAAAAAACAUCGAGAGAUUCUUUUAAAAACCAGUUACUAGGUUGAACAAGAAAAUCUUCAGACACUUGACAGUAACACAGAUACUACCAUUUAAUCUCAGAUACACAACAGCGAAUUUUUCGAUCCCACUAUAAUAAGACAAGCAAUACUGGUUAUUUGCUAUUCUGACUUUAUUAUUUAGUGCAAUUCUAGAAACUGCUGUAGUUCCGACUCAUAUUCAAGUACAUUAGAAUCUAAAAUUUAAUACAUAAAGAGCAAGCCAAAAUAUUAUGUCUACAUGAAGAAAUUAAAACACUGUGAUUUAAUCACUUCUAAAUACUCAUUGCGUGAAUCGAGAAAGGAUCAUGUAAAUAAAUUGGAUUUUAAAAAUCAAAACUCCCAGUCUACCUCAAAUCUUAGUAGACAAAUCAAUGGGAGUAAUAGUAGCAGGAGAACAAAGUGUGUUCAUCGUGAAAAUUCUACUUCAUCUAAAAAUAUGUACAAAUUAGACCAGUCAUAUUUGAAGUCAUCUCUAAAGAAAAAUAUUGGCAGUUCGCCGUUAACUGACAACAUUUUUACAGUCAAUAUUAAGCAGCAAAACUUGUCAAAAUCAUUUGAUUAUUCACGUCGCAUUAUUUUGCCUUUUUCCGAAAGUUCAACAGAUAAUAACUAUGAAUUUAUUGAUCCCGCUACAUCUUCAGUUCGUUCAAACGGAUGUUCAGUUGAAAACUCAUGGUCAAAUUUAUGGCGUAGUGGCCUUCCAGAGCAAAAGUUAACUGUAUGGUUACCUAGACGGUAUACUGAACAAGGUUGCGAACAUCUUCAGUUUAGAUUGAGCAAGGCUUCGAGCAGUAUAAAACUAAAUAAAAUUAGCUUUCCUGAUAUAAAUUUCCUAGAACUGGGUAGUAAUUUGACAUUGAAGACAAUCCAAAAGCUCUCACCACAGAUGAAUAUGACAUCCAACAGUUAUUGGGCGUCGAACACUCAUUUUGCUGGUCACAGUGUUACUACCGUUAUUAAUAACAAUAAUAAUAGUAACACAAAUAAUUCCAGACUUUCUAAUAAUCUUCAUAAAAAUGGAGAUGUACACCUAAUGCAUCCUGAUAAUUCAAAUAAAUUAACCAUAAUGGGGAAUUCUUAUCCUGUUAAUAGACCUCCAGAUAUCAAAGAAAAAACUUUGGCACAACUGUCUCUUAUCAGAAAAGAAGAAAACUGCACAAUAUCAAUUGAUUCUGGUACCAAUGUGAAAGGUUAUAUGGAUCCGAUGGUAGGCGCACCAAUAGAAUACUUAAAUCGUAUAAAUGAACUGUCGAAACUACAGGCGAUUACCAAACGUUGGGAACGUACUCGAUGUCGUCGUCGGAUGAAGAAAGAUAUGAGCAUUAACAAAUCAGUUGCGGAUUCAAUUAAAUAAUUAAAUAUGAUUGUGUUACAUUUUUCUACCUUUUGUAAACCGAUAUAAAUGUUUUUAGGAUCC
Messenger RNA from Schistosoma intercalatum, 1791 nucleotides. Lineage: Eukaryota; Metazoa; Platyhelminthes; Trematoda; Strigeidida; Schistosomatidae. The record is from the annotation of a GenBank genome assembly.